This is a messenger RNA of Auanema sp. JU1783, 738 nucleotides long. Lineage: Eukaryota; Metazoa; Nematoda; Chromadorea; Rhabditida; Rhabditidae. The record is from the annotation of a GenBank genome assembly.
AUGGAAAAUGGCGAAAAAAAGAAGAAGGGGAUCAGAUUGGUGUCGAGGAAGUCAACAAAAAAAAUGCUAGGACGAUGGAAGCGAUUAGAAAGCUCUGAGAAAAUUGAUCUUGAAUCGGAGAAAAAACCUGUGCGAAUGAUAAUGGGCAAGAGCCUUUCUGAGGUAGUCGAAUUGGACCCUUCUCUCGAUGGCAUUCCAUUGCCAACCUUUUUUCGCUAUUCGCUGGAUUAUGUUGAGAAAAAUGGGCUGAUCUUGGAAGGCAUAUAUCGAAUAUCGAGUCCUAAAUCACGGUUAGAUGAACUAGAAAGUAACGUGAAUGAAGGAAAGGAGUUGGUUUUUCGGGAUGCACAUGAAGCUGCGGGACUCAUCAAACGUUUUCUCCGCCAACUGCCCGAACAGUUAGUUCCGAAUCAGGUCGAGAAAGCUGCGGAAGCUUGCAAAUGCGAUUGGAAGACUAUUUGCUCGUGUGGUGCCACCAAAUCAAUUAAACACUUGUUGAAUCAAAUGGAAAAAUCCCAGUACUAUCUGUUGACCUACGUAUUUCUUCAUGCUCAAAACGUAGUUAAGCAUGAAUGCGACAACAAAAUGGGAAUACCAGCGCUAGGCUUACUACUACAGACUGUUCUGGAAAUGAGUCGUAAACUGAUAUGUAUUUUUAUUCAAAAUGCAUCCAGCUUGUCGAACGAAAGAAACGAAGAGGCUUUCUAUCUAUUUCCGGAUGUACACAUUUUGACGUAA